Messenger RNA from Ustilaginoidea virens, 2580 nucleotides. RefSeq lists its product as uncharacterized. The transcript has a single exon. The record is from RefSeq and is a predicted model, not a curated record. NCBI's taxonomy places the organism in Eukaryota, Fungi, Ascomycota, Sordariomycetes, Hypocreales, Clavicipitaceae. The coding region runs from base 1 to 2580 and encodes 859 amino acids.
AUGACCAUGACCACGACCACGACCACGGCCAAAGACUGCACGGUCCCCGAGACCCAGGGUCGUUCGAAUAGUGGCCUAGGUGGACCCCGCGGCCCGCGAGCCGACUAUGCGGUAGAACUGGAAAAUCGCAUGCUUAUACGGCAAGAGAAAAUACAUGAGGAAAAGCUUGGUCGUCGAGAUUCGAGGCUGGGAUUGCGGAAAAUGUUUGCCAGAUCAAAAGUCGGGAAAGACGACGAUGCCCUGAACCAUGCGCAUUUGCCAGCCAAGCCUGCUGGUUUCCCCUCGUCCAAGGCCGUGGCAGACCAACUGCGCCAGUGCCUACACGGGGAAAAUCGCUCCCAGUCGUCCCUGCCAGCAAACUUUGCUUGUAAACCACUCCCCGUCGCGGUCGGACAUGUCCAAGAUGAACAGCUUCAGCAACAUCAUCAUAGAGCUCCCUCAGCAAAGCCGAAAAAGGCGAGAGCAGAGCAGGCUUGGAAGGAGCCAAAGAUGGACUGGUCUUUGCCACCACUCUUCAAGGCCUUCCCCCAAGCCGUCUGCCACGCCACCCUGCCAGCAACGUGCCUGUCUGCCGACGCGAUUUUACGCAUCAACGGGAAGAAGAAUCACCUGCAAACGAUGGAGCAGGUUGGCAUCAUGCCAACAACGCUCGAAGGCGGGGGUGAAACAUUGGGAGGAGACAAGGCCAAGUUCAAAACCAGGGUUCGCCGAAACGGUACCGCCCUCGGAGAAGAUCUCGAGUGGACAACCAAGACUUACAUCCUGGCGACGUCGGGAUAUCUACUGCAAUACUCUGGACAAGGUGCCUUUGAUCGCCUGCCGGAGAAAAUUCUCCGCUUAGGGCCAUCCUCUGCCGCGUUCGCCUCCGAUGCCAUCCCUGGCCGUCACUGGGUCAUUCACCUGUCCUCGUCAGCCAUUGUGGACGAUGUCCAGACAUUCGAUGCCCGCUCCAUCUUGUCCAGGCUGUCUUUCCGCUUGGCCGAGCGUCGUACUACGGCCAACUUAUUCCUGGUCUUUAGGGACGCGGAGAGCAUGGAAGGGUGGCUUGCAAGUCUACGAGCUGAAAUAGAAAAGCAAGGGGGCAAAGGGAAAUCGCCAGAGCCUGGCAGACCGGAACAUGGGGGUAUCAAGGGGUCCGCGAGACAACAUGCGGCUCAACGAACCCUGAUCGUGCCAGAUCUGUACAGAUUUUCAAUCCCCAGUGGAAAGACCGGCUACACGGCAGCAAUGCCGCUGCAGGAGGAACCUCGAUACAACGCGAGUUGCGCGAGGAUGACGGGCUCUGAGACCCAUUUCAGCCACUUACUGGAUGAUGUGUCGACGACGACGACGACCACCACCACCACCACCACCAACAGCACGAUUUCUCAGGAUGAACGGCAACUCGACAGUCUCAGGGAUAAUCGUCGUCGCUUGUCUUUUAGUUCCUCUGGGCAGGGAACGUUUCUCUCGUCAACUGAUUCGUCUCCCACAUUAUCUCCAACGCAGGACAAAUUCACAGAAGAGGCGGUCGAGCCUGAUCAUGACUCUGGCAGGACAGAGGAGGCCGCAGCGAGAGCGAAUGCCCUCAAAAUUGCAACCCGACGGGAAUCGACGCAAACAGGGUAUCAAUUGGUCCAAGACGUGGCGUUGAGGAGCGAUGUGCGGCCCGAAACAACCACUUUCACGGCCAAACAGGGCAAAAGAGCCAUUUCUCCUGCUGGCGUGACGCCGACUCCCAACUUCAGCGUCCCGCACAACUGUGACCGCCGUUUUUCGUACAUCAAAGGGCAGGGGACCUGCAAAGACACUGGGACGAGCCGGGGACGGCAUGGCGACAGGUCUGCCAAAACGGGCCGCAGCUCCUCUGCAGUGAUGCAAUCAUGUCAUGGCGUCUCCGACGUAGCGGACCAGUCGGCGGCACGAGGGAUGGCUCCAUCUUGUCCGACGUCGCCCACGUUCCGCGCAUCUACUAAUGUCAGCAACACGGAGCAGCGAUGGCAACCGACAUGUUGUGAUAAGUCUGCCAGGUGCGGCGGCGCCGUACCGCGAGAAUCCACGCCAUGGAGUGCUCAGUGGCACCGUAGUACUCGCCAACAUGCGAGCAGCAACAGGGCAGGCAAGCACCAGCCGUCGUCUUCUUCAGCAGCGUCUACGGUGAGCUCAUGCGGAUCCCACUGCAACGCCUCCAUGCUGGACGACAAGUUCUCUUUCCUUGGAAAAGUCGAACAAGGAGGCAACUGCACCUCGUUCCUAGAUAUGGGAGACGGGAAUGACGAUGACGACGAGUCAGCAGCAGAAGAAUUGUCACUGGCCCAUGAUGGAGCAAGAGAGGGAUUCAUACCAAGUGGAAGAUCAUGGCCUCGAUAUCACGCCCCCGACUCGACCGUGUCCUGUGACGAUUCCAAUCGUUGGUCGGCUGCGGUCGCAGCAUCACCAAGGAAUGGCGGACGUCGCAACGACGGCAAAGCACCAAGUUGCUGGGUCGGGGAUUGUCGAAGCAUGGCUAGUCGAAGCAUGGCUAAAAUAGCCGCCAUCAGCGGACCUCCGCCAGCCCCUCCGCCGACCCGGGCUUUACCGCCGAUUCCACAGCGAGUGUGA